GUGUCUUGGAUUUAACGUACAAGCAGAAAGCACACAUAAACAAAUCAGUUUAAAAAUUGACAAAAUUAAUGUUAUUUCAAGUGGGAGCCUAAGCGAUGAUGGAUUCGAUAGUCUUGUGAAUCAUGGAUUACGAUAUGAUGAAUUAGAUUCAGCAGAUUUCAAACAUUUAUCAUUCAUUGAAGAUAUCUAUCGACAAGUGACUAAAGAGGAACAACCUAAAAAGAAGAAAUCAAGUAAACGGGAUUUAACGUUUGAUUCGGCAUUAUUUGGAGAUAUUAAUGCUAAUAUUGAGGAUAAUUUGCUUGGACUUUAUUCAACUACUAAUUCAGGGAUUUACAAUAAUUCACAAAUCACAAAUACAACAGCAUUGGAAAAUAUCAUCAGUAUAUUGGUGCUUAAUUUAUCCCGAGUCAAACAACAAAAUUCUUCAUUGAAUACCAUCGAAAACUUUUUGAAUAACUAUCAUUCUCGUUUGGAUACAUUGAACCGAAACUUUUUAAAUGAGAAGUUCAAACUGCAUUUGUCAAGAAUAGAAGAUGAUUUAACCAAGGAGAGAACAAAUAAUGAUAUUCUUCGGAAUAAGUUGACUACUGUGGAACGCGAAUCCGGGGAAAAGUUAUCUUCCCUUGCAGAUCAAUUAAAAUCACUUGAACAAGAAAAGCAUAACUUGAAUGAAUCUUACAAGUCCCAGCUCCAGGAAUACGAAAUGAUGAAACAAGAUUCAAUGUCCAGAAUAGAACAUCUCGAACAAGAACGAGACUUGCUAAAACAAACGCUUGAAAGUGAAGAGAAACCUGAAGAAACAGAAGAAAUUACCACUGAUGAUGUAAAUACCGCCAUUAAUGGCUUCAUAAUGGAUCUUUCAAGAACACCCUCUGUGAGGGAAACCAAUCGGAAGAAACAUGAAGUGGACAAUUCCGACAAGGUGUCAAUUGAAUUGACACCACCAGUAUCUGAUGAUGAAAAAGAGGAAGAAAGUAUUCAGGCUCAAGAUGUCCAAAAUUCUAAUUCUACCCUUGAUUUAGUAUCAGCUGAGAUUAGUAAUACUUAUUCUAACGAUGUGGAGCCAUUUCCUAAAGUCCAUGAUCAAACCCAUGAAGAAGUGGUGGCCGUGAAGAAGAAGUUUAAGCUUGAGAAUGAAGAAUUUAAACAAGUUAGGGCUAUUGCUAUUGCCAUAUCAGGUGUGCUUAUUGGCUAUUUUAUUAGAAGAUUAACUGGAUAGCGUAUAUAACUAUAUAUUUAACAGGGACUAACGAUUUGCU
Spathaspora passalidarum NRRL Y-27907 is the source of this 1262-nucleotide messenger RNA. RefSeq lists its product as uncharacterized. The record is from RefSeq and is a predicted model, not a curated record. NCBI's taxonomy places the organism in Eukaryota, Fungi, Ascomycota, Pichiomycetes, Serinales, Debaryomycetaceae. The coding region runs from base 707 to 1222 and encodes 171 amino acids. The transcript has a single exon.